Bipolaris victoriae FI3 is the source of this 1959-nucleotide messenger RNA. RefSeq lists its product as hypothetical. The transcript has 4 exons. Gene Ontology annotation, biological process: regulation of DNA-templated transcription; DNA-templated transcription. NCBI's taxonomy places the organism in Eukaryota, Fungi, Ascomycota, Dothideomycetes, Pleosporales, Pleosporaceae. Gene Ontology annotation, molecular function: transcription cis-regulatory region binding; DNA-binding transcription factor activity, RNA polymerase II-specific; zinc ion binding. The record is from RefSeq and is a predicted model, not a curated record. Gene Ontology annotation, cellular component: nucleus. Bases 1 to 1959 code for a protein of 652 amino acids.
AUGCCACCAAAAAGGCUAUGGUCUCAGACAAAUGAUGGACAGUCUUCUCCACAAUCGAGACCAUCCGACUCGUCGCUUGACAUCCAUGCACCAUCCAUCUCUCGCAAGGUAAAGGCGUGCGCUGCUUGUCGAAAACAAAAGAUCAAGUGCAUAAUUGGCGACCGUGGACCGCCAUGCAAACGGUGCACGGAGCGGAAUCUAGCAUGUGUGCUAAACAAAAGCCUGCAGACACUGAUUGAGGAGCGCGGUCAAUGGAGACAUACGCUGGCUGCAGAUCUUGAGCACGUACAUGUUGCAUUGCAGCAAGUUCUAUCUCGAUUGUCUCUUCCUCCUCUCCCUCCUCUUCAAUCGGAAGUCACUGCUCAGCAGGAUGAAUCAUCCCAGAACAUGACUGAACGUGACGACCCCGGGCCCUCAUGUGAUAACUCACCUCGGCUAUCCCCAGGAGACGAUGCACUUCACGUUCCCAUAGAAUCACUAUACCAAAUCACUCGGCUGAGGGCUCUACGUUCUGAUGAUAUACCUGACGCAUCGGUCCCGUCCCCCGCACACCCCCCGAACCAGCCCAUCAACGACUUUAUCUCAAAGGGCAUCGUAAGCGCUGAGGAUGCCGACCGUCUUGUAAAGGUUUAUCUCCAACGUAUUGACAAGUUCAUAUAUCUGCUCGGCGGUGGGAAUUAUCAGGGUCUUGAACGCAUGCGACGCGGCUCUCCUAUCUUGACUGCCGCCAUAUGCACUGUUGCCGCGCUUCAUGACCCUGCCGAUAAUCACCUGUAUGGGCCUUGCAAUAGGGAGUUCCGUCGUCUCGUGGCGGCAUCCAUGUUCGAGCGCCGCAUCAAUCGAGACUGUAUGCGUGCCAUGUGUGUUGGCGCGUACUGGCUGCACGACAUCUCUUGGACCCUUUCUGGAUGUGCUAUCCGCAGAGCCACAGAGAUUAACUUAAAUCGAAACUACCAGCUGGUUAUUGACAAGAACGACGAAGACGCCAUGGACUGUAUGCGGAUAUGGUAUAUACUGUACAUCUGUGAUCACCAUCUGUCUGUGCUGUAUGGCCGCCAGAGCAUUAUUCAUGAAGAUGCAUCGAUCCUGGAAUGGGAAGAGCUCUUAAAGUCACCUGUGGUCACUGAUUCUGAUAGACGCAUGAUUAGCCAGAUUGCUUUGUUGAUCAUUAUGAGCAAUAUCCGAGACCUCUUCGGACCUGAUACCGGGGAACCAGUUCCUAAGGCGUUUGUGUCGCAGUUGGCGAGUUUCGGUAAGCGCAUCGAUCAGUGGAUGGGGUUUUGGACGACAGAGUUGAUGAAACUUCAUGAGCGCAUUGGGGAAUUUCCUGCCAAAGGGGUUAUAUUGCACCAUCAUUUCGCAAAGCUUUAUCUACAUUCUCAUGUAUUUCGCGGUCUCAAAGGCGCUGCUGUCCCAACACACUUUCGAGAAAGUGCAAUGGCUGCCGUGUCCGCGUCCACAGCUAUCAUUGAGCUCAUACUUGGCGAUCCAGACGUAAGGGAAAGUCUUGUUGGAAUUCCCCAUUACAUACACUCCAUGAUUGCUUUUGCUUGUGUACUCUUACUCAAGGUAGCCGCACAGCAUUCGGGUCAAUACAUUGACGACGGCUUUGUUCUCGACUUGAUUGGCAGAGUAGUCCAGCAGCUCCGGUCGACAUCUACCGGCAAAUACCACUUAGUCCACUUGAUGGCUGAUGGCCUUGAAAGGAUGGCAGCAUCCAAGAUUCAAAGUCCUUCCGUAUUGCAAAUGCACAACCCCUCUGCCAACGGUGACUCGCGGGUUGGGCUAUCACAUGGUAUUGGCAAUACGGUGACACCACUCAAUACUAACGAUACGGCUAGCAUGUAUGCAAAUAAUAUUACCGGCACCGGCUUUGAAGCAGAGUUUAGUUUGGGAACUUCACAAUUUCUCUUGUCCGACUUUGGAAACUUCGACUUCAAUUUCGGUGGGAUGGGAUAG